AUGUUCCGUCAUUUACUCAACAUUCGCAACACUCGCAAAACACAGACCAUGGCGUGGUUCUGUUCUGGUUCCACUAAUAAUGAAUUAAUUGAGAACCUAUUCAAGGCUGGAUUGAUUGAACACGAGCGAGUGAAAGAUGCCAUGAUCGCAGUUGAUCGAGCCCACUAUGCGCCAUCUCGGCCAUACUCAGACUCACCUCAGCCCAUCGGACAUGGGGCCACCAUAUCAGCACCACAUAUGCAUGGUCAUGCAUGCGAGUAUCUGAUCGAGUAUCUCAAACCGGGUGCUCGGGUCUUGGAUAUUGGAUCUGGCUCAGGAUACCUGACCCAUGUUCUAGCGAAUCUGGUGACCGGCGCUUCCGAAAACGCUGCUCAGGGACAAGUGAUUGGAAUUGACCAUAUAUCCGAACUGACUGACCUGGCUCGUAACAACAUGAACAAGUCUGAAGAAGGAAGUGAACUCCAGUCCUCGACGAAAGUCAGUUUCAUCACGGGGGAUGGACGCCUGGGAUGGAAAGAGGGGGCGCCAUAUGAUGCGAUCCAUGUUGGCGCGGCAGCUGAACAGCUUCACCCAACUUUGGUUGACCAACUGCGUGCUCCUGGAAGACUAUUCAUCCCGGUGGAAUCGGAGAACGAUGGUAGUCUUAGCAGGGGUCAGUACAUCUGGGUGGUUGACAAGAAGGAAGAUGGUUCCGUUCACAAGGAGAAGGUCUUCCAGGUCAGCUAUGUGCCUCUGACAGAUGCUCCAAGAUGA
This is a messenger RNA of Penicillium soppii, 753 nucleotides long. RefSeq names its product protein-L-isoaspartate O-methyltransferase. The record is from RefSeq and is a predicted model, not a curated record. Gene Ontology annotation, biological process: protein modification process. The coding region runs from base 1 to 753 and encodes 250 amino acids. Gene Ontology annotation, molecular function: protein-L-isoaspartate (D-aspartate) O-methyltransferase activity. Gene Ontology annotation, cellular component: cytoplasm. NCBI's taxonomy places the organism in Eukaryota, Fungi, Ascomycota, Eurotiomycetes, Eurotiales, Aspergillaceae. The transcript is spliced from 2 exons.